AUGCAGCCUGGAAGAAGUACUCUCGGAGUUGUAUCCACGGAGCAUCGGUGUGUUGAUGACAUGUUCGACGUUGGUGGUGUGUUUGCACAUUACUUCUCGGUGUACUCUGUUCUCGUUCGGGUCCAAUCGUGUAAAAUCAUUCCUUGGUUGUUCCGUGUUGCCGAUAAGCCGCAGCGAACCUUCUUCCGUCUGCUUAUAGUGAUGUCGGGUCGAAUGGUGAAAACAUUACGGUUAGAAAGAGACUUCCGGCAUCUUAAGAAAAUUUUUGUUUGA
Messenger RNA from Gongylonema pulchrum, 273 nucleotides. The record is from the annotation of a GenBank genome assembly. Lineage: Eukaryota; Metazoa; Nematoda; Chromadorea; Rhabditida; Gongylonematidae.